Messenger RNA from Centrocercus urophasianus (Greater sage-grouse), 2984 nucleotides. It is a transcript of the gene LTA4H, whose product is annotated as leukotriene A4 hydrolase. Bases 1 to 2622 code for a protein of 873 amino acids. Lineage: Eukaryota; Metazoa; Chordata; Aves; Galliformes; Phasianidae. The record is from RefSeq and is a predicted model, not a curated record. Gene Ontology annotation, molecular function: aminopeptidase activity; epoxide hydrolase activity; leukotriene-A4 hydrolase activity. Gene Ontology annotation, cellular component: cytosol; nucleus. Gene Ontology annotation, biological process: leukotriene biosynthetic process; proteolysis; peptide catabolic process. The transcript is spliced from 20 exons.
AUGAGCCGCGGGGAGCUCGGGGCUCGCCUACCCCCGGGACAGCCUCCGGCUCCGCGGAGCCCCCGAGGCGGCGCUCCCCGCUCCCCUCACUCACAGCGCUCGACCCUGGGCAGCAGCCCGAUCCGCGCGGGGCUCCUCGCCGCCCCCUCCCGCCCUCCGCCCGGACCCGCGCUCUCCCCGCAGACCCCCGAAACUUUGCGGUUGUUGUCCCGGCGCUGCGGCGCUGUACCUACCCAGAGCGUGCGGGUCCCUCCCGCUGCCUCGCGGUGUUCAGAGGGAGCCGGAUGUAGUGAAGUGCUGGGAUUUCACGAUCUGAAAGCUUGUUCAGCUUGGGGAAGGUGGGAAGGGGAAUACAUCACGUUUCAGUCUCACUCUAUUAGCAAGUCCAAGAACACCAUUGGAGAGGAGGCUUUUAUUUCUUCAGCAGCCACAGCCUUGAUUUCACAAAGAGUUACUUUUUACAUCGAAGGGGAAAAAAAAUUACGUACCUCCCCGUCGGGGAAUCGAACCCCGGUCUCCCGCGUGACAGGCGGGGAUACUUACCACUAUACUAACGAGGAACUGUACGGAAGCGAUUCUCGUAGCUACCGCUACAUCCCUUCCCCGUAUGCUGUGCUCUGCUUCCAUUGGUUCGGUUACGUUUCCACACUCGCCUUGCCUUCUCCCCCUUUUCCCGCGAUGCGCUAUGGGAAUUGUAGUUCUCCGAGCGCGCUGCCGAAGACCAAUCCAACCGACCGCAAAACCACGCUUCCCAGAGCCCCGCGCGCCGCCCUGCUCCUGCCCUCGGUGGGCGGGGCGGUGACGGUGACGGCGGCAUGGCCCGCGACUGCCGCUCGGGGCGCAGAGCGCGUGCGAGCGAUGGCGGCUUCGGAUCCGAGUUCCUUCGCGUCGCCCUCCUGCUGCCUCACGCGCCACCUCCACCUGCGCUGCCGCGUGGACUUCGGCGCGCACGCGCUGCGGGGCACGGCGGCUUUCACCGCGCGCGCCGAGCGGGACGCGCUGCGUUGCCUGGUUUUGGAUACAAAAGACCUCCAGAUAUUUAAAGUGACUGCAAACGGACAGGAUGCAAAAUUUGCUUUUGGGGAAAAGCACAGCUUCAAGGGGACCCCCCUGGAAAUCACGCUCCCCUUCGAGAUGAGAAGGGGACAAGAAGCAAUUAUUGAAAUCUCCUUUGAAAGCUCUCCAAAGUCUUCAGCUCUCCAGUGGUUUACUCCAGAGCAAACUUCCGGAAAGAAACACCCAUUUCUCUUCAGCCAGUGCCAGAUCUCUGUUCCCAAAGAGUUGGUGGCUCUUAUGAGUGCUGGUCGUGAUGGAGAGAUGCCUGACCCAGAGGACAGCAGUCGGAAGAUUUACAGAUUCAGUCAGAAUGUUCCCAUACCUUCCUACUUAAUUGCUUUAGUGGUUGGAGAUUUAGAAAGCAGAAAGAUUGGUCCAAGGACACUGGUGUGGGCUGAAAAGGAGCUGGUGGAUAAAUCAGCCUACGAAUUUGCUGAGACUGAAGCUAUGCUGCAGACAGCUGAAGAUUUAGCAGGACCUUAUGUAUGGGGACAGUAUGAUUUGUUAGUCUUACCACCUUCUUUUCCUUAUGGUGGUAUGGAGAAUCCUUGCCUUACUUUUGUAACUCCAACCCUAUUGGCAGGUGAUCGAUCUCUAUCAAAUGUUAUUGCUCAUGAAAUCUCUCACAGUUGGACAGGGAACUUGGUAACAAACAAAACAUGGGAGCAUUUCUGGCUGAAUGAGGGGCAUACUGUAUAUCUGGAACGCAGGAUUGGUGGUCGGUUGUUUGGUGAGCAGUUCAGGCACUUCAAAGCCUUAGGAGGAUGGAGGGAACUGCAGAAUACGAUAAAUACGCUUGGAGAUAAAAAUCCCAUCAGUAACCUCGUCCCCAAUCUGAAUGAAGUAGAUCCUGAUGUUGCCUAUUCAUCUGUUCCGUAUGAGAAAGGCUUUGCUUUGCUUUUUUACCUUGAGCAGCUUCUUGGAGGACCAGAUGUCUUCAUGGGCUUCUUGAAGGCUUAUAUACAGCAGUUUGCUUAUAAGAGCAUAGUAACCGACGACUGGAAGACGUUCCUGUACUCCUACUUCAAGGAUAAGGUAGAUAUUCUUGAUAAAGUAGACUGGAACUCUUGGCUGCAUGCUCCAGGAAUGCCACCAGUGAAACCCACGUAUGAUAUGACGCUAACAAAUGCCUGUGUUGCCUUGAGCCAAAGAUGGAUCAAAGCAAAAGAGAGUGAUCUGGGUUCAUUCAGCUCAGCAGACCUGAAGGGAAUAUCAUCUCAUCAGUUGAUUGAGUUCUUGGCACUGUUGCUCCUGGAGGCUCCUCUGCCGUUGUCACAUGUCAAACGAAUGCAGCAAGUGUAUGACUUCAAUGCUAUAAACAAUUCUGAAAUACGAUUCAGAUGGCUGCGCCUCUGCAUCCAGUCCAAGUGGGAAGAAGCGAUUCCUCUGGCUCUAAAAAUGGCAACAGAGCAGGGCAGGAUGAAGUUUACUCGACCCUUGUUCAGGGACCUUUACAAUUUUGACAAGUCUCGAGAUCUUGCUGUCAAGACAUUCCUGGAGCAUAAAGCCUGUAUGCACCCAGUCACAUCAAUGCUUGUGGGCAAAGACUUAAAGCUGGAUCAGUGACAAACUUAUUGAUUCAUUUGAAAUUUUCUUAUUGCUGAUUCUGCAAACUGUUUGUAUGCAUGCUUGAUGAUGGCGUAAAAUGUUCUGCUGCUUUGGUACUAUUUAGAUCAAAUUUGGUACUUUCUAUUUUGCAAUUCCAUGUAAUACUGCAAAAAUCACUGAAUCUUUGGAACUAGGAGAAAGGUUUCUUUGCAAGCAAUUGGUAGAACACAAAAAAUAUUGAGAUGUUGUCAUUUGUCAGUCAUGGGAUUUAAAAACCUGGAAAGAGUGUGGCUCUUUGUGCACAGCUUUCUCUUUCAUAGCAAUAUACAAUUAAAACUUCAAGUAUCUGACAACUGAAAAAUAAAUCUUUUUAUUGCUCA